GUGUAAGAGCUCGACGGGUUGAGUCACGCGCUGGCACAGCUAUCAGCGCAUCCGAAGCUGUAGUUAAACGACUACGAGGCUAUUAUGAUAAGGCACUUUGAAAUCAAAUACAGCAAACUGCGCUUCGAUGUUUUCCUUCGCUCAUAUGUCCACCGUGAUCCCAACGCCUGUGAUCCCAACGAUUAAAACUGCACGUAUUUACAGGGACGGGGUUGACAUUAUCCCUCCUCACCCAGGCAGCGAUUGGACUCGCUUCGUCUGCAUCUCAGAUACCCACUCUCGCACCUUUCGCAUACCCACCGGUGACGUUCUGCUGCAUGCUGGUGACCUGAGUAGCUGGGGUAGCCUUUCGCAAUUGAUUAUCACAGUCGAAUGGUUGAAAUCAUUGGAUCACCCCGUGAAAAUCAUGAUCGCAGGAAAUCAUGACCUUUGUCUUGAUAAGAAGUGGGCUCAGCCAAUAUAUGGCCUCCUACCAGAAGAGGUCCAACAAGCACGGACCUAUGUACGGAGUCAAGCGGCAGCAGGUCUACACUACAUCGAACACGAACCCUUUCGAUUCAUGUUACCUUCGGGGCGCGAAUGGAAGGUCUAUGGAUCACCAGCUGCUCCAUUAUACGCUCAAGGAUCAUUUCAGUACGAGACUACAGAUGAGGCACGAGUGAUUUAUAACCGUAUACCUAAAGAUACGGAUAUCUUGAUCACACAUACGCCUCCUUUCAUGACUUUGGACACAACAAGUAAGGGCAAGCACGCUGGAUGCCAUGUCCUGUCGAACAAAUUAGCGGAACUGCGGAACUGCCGGCUGCAUGUCUUUGGCCACAUCCACGAAUGUGCUGGAGCGCAAAUCAACACUGAUGACCCAUUCAGACUGGUCGACUGCGUGUCCGUGAAUGCAGCCAUGGCCGUGACGAAGAAAGCGAUCGUUGUAGACCUACUGAACUGGUGAAACCCCCUGCAUUACAAAUAUCAUGUACACUUAGUAUACAUAGGACAAAGUAUAAGAAUCGCACAUGUCAAACAGCCACCUUGCCCUUCUUUGCUAUCUUGAUACCCAACUUAUUCUUCAAGUCUGAUUUCGGCUUCUUCGCUGGUGGUGCACCAAGUGAUUUGGCACCCAGCACCACUCGUGUCGAUUCUGGAAGGAGACUGCGUAAAUCGGGCUCGACAUCAUCCGCCUUUCGCUUGACAGUGACCAGUUGUGGCGAGGUGGUUUCUGUGGGUG
Suillus subalutaceus is the source of this 1222-nucleotide messenger RNA. RefSeq names its product Metallo-dependent phosphatase-like protein. The transcript is spliced from 6 exons. Bases 128 to 946 code for a protein of 272 amino acids. Gene Ontology annotation, molecular function: hydrolase activity. The record is from RefSeq and is a predicted model, not a curated record. Lineage: Eukaryota; Fungi; Basidiomycota; Agaricomycetes; Boletales; Suillaceae.